AGAAGAAGAAGAAGAUGAUGAUGGGUCGGCUCGCAACUCUCUCAGAAGUGGAACCAAUCAACGACCAAGUUGACCACCAAACCUCUUCUUCUUCUUCUUCUUCUUCUAAGAAGGUUCUCCAUGCAUGGCGAAACUGGAGCUGCAUCAAGUCUCACUUCAACAAGAAGCACCCUGAUCUGAAGCUUCUCCUCAGUGUCCUGGCUUGUCCUCUCUUCCCUGUCCCUCCCCACCCUUCUCUCCCUUCCCUCAACCAUGCCCAGGUGUCAUCAUCAGCUGAGUACAUUAUCCAACACUUCACGGCAGCAACAGGGUGCCGGAAGUUAGAAGGGACGGUGAAGACUGUGUUUGCAACGGGGAAGGUGGCAAUGGGUGUGGUGGAUGAGGUUGGAGCCACUGCAGGAGUAUUAGAAAAAGGCUGCUUUGUCAUCUGGCAAAUGAUACCUCAUAAGUGGCAGAUUGAGUUGGUUGUCGCCGGUCACAAGGUUGUUGCCGGCUCCGAUGGCACCGUCGCGUGGCGCCAUACCCCUUGGCUCGUCCCCCAUGCCGCCAAAGGCGGCGUGCGCCCUCUUCGGAGAGCUGUUCAGGGACUAGAUCCUUUGGCAGUGUCUGCUGUAUUCAGUGGUGCACAGUACAUGGGAGAGAAAGAAAUCAUGGCCACUGAUUGUUUCGUUCUAAAGCUGUCAGCAAAUCAGAAGGACCUUGUUGAUCGCAGUGAUAACACGGCAGAGAUGAUCAAGCAUGUCACAUUUGGAUACUUCAGCCAGAAAAAUGGCCUUCUAGUGUACCUUGAAGACUCUUUCCUCACAAGGAUUCAGUCACCUGGUACUCACCCUACUUAUUGGGAAACAACAAUGUCAACAACGAUUGAGGAUUAUAGAAUGGUGGACGGCGUCAUGAUUGCGCAUGGCGGCAGGUCCACCGUGAUUAUCACCAGGUUUGGUGAUAAUCUGAGGGCAGGACCUGCCGUUACGCGGAUGGAAGAGUCUUGGACCAUUGAUGAUGUUGCUUUCAAUGUCCCAGGCCUAUCCAUGGACUGUUUUUUACCACCUAAGGAGCUACAGAAAGAUGAUGAUUAUCCACAAGAGAAUCUUGAUUGGAGAUCACCUUUGAAUACAUGAUGUGUAAAAUUGGACCUUUUUUUUCUUUGUAUUUCUUUCUUUCUUUGGGCUAAAGAAAUGGUUGCUGCUAAUUGUUAUAGCUUUAACAUAUGUAUUACUGAUUCUGGGCAUAAUGUAUCAUGUCAGUUAUUAAUUGUGUAUGAUUUUAGAGU
Messenger RNA from Arachis stenosperma, 1270 nucleotides. RefSeq lists its product as uncharacterized. Bases 15 to 1118 code for a protein of 367 amino acids. The transcript is spliced from 3 exons. Lineage: Eukaryota; Viridiplantae; Streptophyta; Magnoliopsida; Fabales; Fabaceae. The record is from RefSeq and is a predicted model, not a curated record.